AAAAAUCUAAAUAUACAGAGGUAUGGAAAUGGGAUUGACGACGAGCUAGCUUUGGAAGCUGGAGGAGACUAUACUCGGGACAUUGGUUAUCUCCAGUUUUCUAAGUACAAUAACCAAAGCGACAACUUGCUCAAUCGAGUUUGGUACCAACCGGAAGAAAUCUUUCCGGUCACCGGAACUCCGGAAGUCCGGGAUCACGUCUUCUGGAUUCCCGUUGACAAGUCCUACUUGGAUCUUGCACGCCAACUCCAGGACACGAAACUAAUACAAUGCGUGAAUACUACGUGUCUCUCUCGACCACCGAAGGUAACAAUCGUUGACCGCGGGGUGAGUGCAAGUGUCUUCGUCGACAACGCCGCUUACCGGAAUUUCCUGCGCUCCAAAUUCAACGCCACCUCGAUCGACAUGGAAAGCGCCGCCGUUGCUCUUAUCUGCUACCAGCAAACCCUCCCUUUUGUCGUCAUCCGUUCCCUAUCCGAUCUUGCUGGCGGCGGCUCCGACAUUUCCAACGAGGCCGACUUGUUUGGUAGCCUCGCCGCGCAAAACUCGGUCGAUGUUCUCGUGAAGUUCGUUGGUUUGUUACCUACACACAAAAGCAAGACUCAUCCAUAAUAAUAAGUGGAUGUGGAUGUGUAUUUUCAUAAAAGAUAACGUAACGUCAAACAACGAGAUGUAUCUGCCUUUUUCAAUAAUAAGACAUUCGGACUUUCAGACUUAGACCCAGAAAAGUCAUUCAGACACUUUUAUUUUAUUUAUAUUGAGUUUUUUCACAACUCCAGCCAUAAGCGAUGCAAUCAAUUUUAGAAGAUGAACAUAGAUUGAGUGAGUGAGAGGUUACGUCGGACUCUUUAACUUGGCGUUGAUACUCCUCCUCUUCGUCAGAGGCCAAUUCAUCCUCUUCACUUAGGGGCUGACUG
Messenger RNA from Raphanus sativus (radish), 917 nucleotides. RefSeq lists its product as uncharacterized. The annotation marks the transcript as partial. NCBI's taxonomy places the organism in Eukaryota, Viridiplantae, Streptophyta, Magnoliopsida, Brassicales, Brassicaceae. Gene Ontology annotation, molecular function: catalytic activity. The transcript is spliced from 2 exons. The record is from RefSeq and is a predicted model, not a curated record. Gene Ontology annotation, biological process: nucleoside metabolic process.